CUUUUAUAUAACUUCCCCAAUCAUCCCUCUAACCCCACAGAAAGAAAUGGGAGGUGGUGAUCUGUGCGCUGGUGGUAAUUUUUUUCACAGGGUGGCGAAGUCAUGGACCAAGGCGGAGCAAACCCUGAAUGAUGCCGUAUCGAAGAGCUUUAUCGGGAAGUAUUUCAAGCUAGAAGCCCGAAAGAGCUGCUUCACAAAGGAACUCCGAGCUGGCACUGCCACUUUCCUCACCAUGGCUUAUAUCAUCUCCGUUAACGCCACCAUUAUCGGUGACUCUGGUGGCACGUGCUCCAUCGCCGACUGUUCCGCUCCGGCCAACCAAACUGCCGCUCCGGACUGCAUGUUCAAGCCCAAUGAAGGGUACGAGAACUGCCUCUCCAAAACCAAGAGUGAUCUCGUUGUGGCCACUGUUUUAUCGUCCAUGAUCGGAAGCAUUGCCAUGGGAGUUCUGGCAAACCUGCCUUUGAGCCUCGCUCCAGGUAUGGGCCCUAAUGCCUACUUAGCCUAUAACAUAGUUGGCUUCCAUGGGUCCGGACCCAUUUCAUAUGGAACUGCACAAGCAGUGGUCUUAAUCGAGGGUUGUGCGUUUCUUUUUCUAUCUGUGUGCGGGCUCCGGUCAAAGCUAGCUAAGGUCAUACCACACCCAGUCCGACUCGCUUGUGCGGCAGGGAUUGGCCUGUUCAUUGCAUUUGUAGGCUUGCAGGUUCACCAAGGAUUGGGUCUUAUUGGACCUGACGCAUCUACAUUAGUGACGCUAACCGCUUGUGUCAAAACCGAUCCCGCUACGGGUAAGUGCAUUAAUGGCAAAAUGCAGAGCCCAACAUUUUGGUUGGGUUUCUCGGGCUUUGUGAUCACUGGUUAUGGGUUGAUGAAAGACGUGAAGGGUAGCAUGAUAUACGGUCUUUUGUUUGUAACCUUAAUUUCAUGGAUUAGAGGCACUCCCGUCACAAAUUUCCCUUACACCGCAGUUGGGGACUCUAACUACAACUAUUUCAAAAAAGUUGUAGACUUUCACAAAAUCCAAUCCACGGCUGGUGCUAUUAGCUUUAGUAAUUUCAAUAGAAAUGAGGUUUGGGUAGUUCUAGUAACAUUGUUAUAUGUCGAUGUGCUCGCCAGUACUGGGAUAAUAUACACCUUGGCUGAACUAGGAGGAUUUGUGAAUGACAAGGGGGCAUUUGAAGGAGAAUACCUAGCAUACAUUGUUGAUGCAGGUUCAACAAUGGUCGGGUCGGCGUUAGGAGUUUCCCCAUCUGCGGCAUACAUAGAAUCUUCAGCGGGAAUGAGAGAAGGUGGUCGGACAGGACUAACUGCUGUGGUUGUUGGUAUGUAUUUCUUUAUAUCACUGUUUUUUACACCAUUGCUGACGAGUGUGCCACCAUGGGCAAUUGGUCCUUCACUUGUAAUGGUAGGGGUGAUGAUGAUGAAAGCCGUAAAGGAUAUCAAUUGGUCAGAUAUAAAGGCGGCCGCGGCUGCUUUUGUGACCAUGCUGCUGAUGCCUCUGACUUACUCCAUAGCAAAUGGGAUUAUUGGUGGGAUCGGGAUUUAUGUUGCGCUUAGCUUGUAUGAUUGGACCGUUGGCUUGAUAAGACGGGUGAACAAGAUGGGGAAAACGGUGGUUGAAGAACAAAAUCAAGUUUCGGCUACAGUAGCAGUUGAGAUUAUUUGAAUCAAUGUAAAAAACUAGUUAAUGUUGUAUUAAAGCUUGUUAGUGAGGGCUGAAAGUUGAAAUAGACACAGGCUUUGUUG
Rubroshorea leprosula is the source of this 1746-nucleotide messenger RNA. Lineage: Eukaryota; Viridiplantae; Streptophyta; Magnoliopsida; Malvales; Dipterocarpaceae. The record is from the annotation of a GenBank genome assembly.